UCCAUAGAACCCUAGGGUUUCUCGGGCUCUGGCGAUGGCGAGCGAAGACGACGACGCUCGCAGUGGAGGCGAGCAGAAUCGUGCGGAGCAGGAGGAGCCUGUGGCGGAGGAUGCGGCGGAGGAGGAGGAGGAGGAAGAGGCGGCGGAUGGAUCCAAUGCGGUAAGGAAGCGGCGAGUGCUCGAGCGGCUGGCUCACAAGAUGGAGAAGGAGGAUGUGAAUGUGCGUGUCCACGACAUCCAGAUCAAGGGGAACAAGCGCACCAAGGACUGGGUGAUCGAGUCGGUCCUGGGCAAGAUGAAGGAGGCGACGACGCUUCAGGAUAUUUUGCUGGAGGCCGCCAAGGCCAGCGUCCAGAUGGAGCGCAUGGAUGUGUUUGAGAGGUGGGUCAUCAAUUUCGAUGUCGGGCCGCCGGAGCUGCCAGGAACGACGAAUGUGAUCGUCGAGGUCGUGGAGCCCGAGAGGCCUUACUCGUGCAAUGUGGGGAUGUUUUCCAGGCCAGAAUCUCGAAAAUGGUCGCUGGAGGGAACCUUGAAGUGGAAGAACUUGCUGGGUUAUGGAGAAACUUGGGAUGGAACUGGCUGCUACGGCUGGGACUCCACAGCUGAGAACAGUGUGGGAGUGAAUUUCCCCAGGUUUAGAACUUGGCCUGCUGGUUUCUUCACUCGGGUCUCGUUACUCUCCCAGGACUGGCACAAGUACUCGUCUUACAAAGAAAGGCUGCUAGGGGUCUCGACUGGCUUGAUCCACGACAACAAUCACGAGCUCAGCUACAACUUGACGUGGAGAAACCUUGCCGAUCCGUCUCAUAGAGCGUCCAAGACUGUUCGCGGCCAACUUGGUCACUCUUUGCUCUCGGCUGUGAAGUAUAGCUACAGGUUGGACACCCGGGAUUCGUCUGUGAGACCAACUGAAGGAUUCGCAUUUUCCACUUCCUCCCAGAUCGCUGGCUUGGGACCCGACGCCAGGCUCUCGCGGUUCUUCAGGCAGGAGCUAGAUUUCCGUUUCGCUGUUCCUCUAGGCGUGUUCAACGCAGCCUUGAAUCUCGGUACCUCGGCUGGGCUGAUCGUUCCCUGGGGGAAGGAUUUCCUGAGCAAGUCGACGCCUCUGAGCGACCGGUUUUACAUGGGAGGACCGAGCUGUCUCGUGAGCGAGCUCCGGGGCCCGUUCAGCCUGGUCGGCUUUCGAACGCGUGGAGUCGGUCCCAGGGAACUCAGGCGGCUUGUCAAGUCCGGCAACGAAGAGGAGGUCGGGAAGAGGGACACCUUGGGUGGAGACUUCGCCAUCAACGGCUUCGCGGAUCUCUCCUUCGAUCUGCCGCUCAAGUUUCUCAAGGAGCACGACAUCCACGCUCACGUCUUUGCGUGCUCGGGCAACAUCUUGAGCCUGGCGGACAGGAAGAACAUGACGGCGCAGAAGUUCUUCUCGGGGUUCCGGUCCUCGGUGGGCGCGGGCUUGGUCAUCCCAACGAGAAUGUUUCGUCUAGAGAUAAAUUACUGCCGAGUUCUCAAGUACCAGGAAAACGAUCGCGUCAGGAAAGGAUUCCAGUUGUGCUUCUCGCCUCCGUGAAAGAGACGGGACGUUUUUGACUCGAUUCUAUGAAGAAAUUUGUCCGAAUAAAUGGAUUUUUGAGUAGUCUAA
Messenger RNA from Selaginella moellendorffii, 1639 nucleotides. Its product is annotated as sorting and assembly machinery component 50 homolog B. The coding region runs from base 35 to 1567 and encodes 510 amino acids. NCBI's taxonomy places the organism in Eukaryota, Viridiplantae, Streptophyta, Lycopodiopsida, Selaginellales, Selaginellaceae. Gene Ontology annotation, cellular component: outer membrane; SAM complex. The record is from RefSeq and is a predicted model, not a curated record. The transcript has 4 exons. Gene Ontology annotation, biological process: protein insertion into mitochondrial outer membrane.